GAGCCACAGAUGAGUAGACAAUUCAGUGACUUCACCGUGCAGUGUGUUCAAUAGACCCGCCAGAACCGUUAUUGUCCAGUUACCCUUCGCUCUAAUUCAUUAUCCCUGUACCUUUAAUUCCCUCCAGAACUUAUUGAUCCCUCCGGCCCUUCCCAGGGCAACCACGACCGAGCCUCAGGUGGAGGGGUACGCACAUCAAAUCCCCCUACGAAGGCUACCAUGGAGGACUUCAACAGUGAAACCGACAGCGACUACACCAGCUACUGGAGAGAUUGGUUCAUCUCCUCGCGGGGCAACGAGUACUUCUGCGAGAUCGACGAGGACUACCUGACCGACCGCUUCAACCUCACUGGCCUUAACACCGAAGUCGAAUACUAUCAAUAUGCUUUGGAUCUGGUCACCGAUGUCUUCGACCUUGAUUGCGACGACGACAUGCGCGAGCGGAUUGAGAAAUCGGCACGGCAGCUCUACGGGCUCGUCCAUGCCCGGUACAUCGUUACCACGCGGGGUCUAGCGAAAAUGGUCGACAAAUUCAAGAAAGGCGAGUUCGGGAAGUGCCCGCGCGUGAUGUGCGAUCAACACCCCCUCCUUCCCAUGGGUCAGAGCGACAUUCCCAACGUCUCCUCGGUCAAGCUCUACUGCGCCAAGUGCGAAGACCUGUACAACCCCAAAUCCACCCGGCACGCCGCCGUGGACGGCGCCUACUUCGGCACCUCCUUCCACAACAUCCUCUUCCAAGUCUUCCCGCAGCUAGUCCCGCUGAAGUCCACGCGACGGUACGAGCCCAAGUCGUUCGGGUUCCGCGUGCAUGCGUAUGCGGCGCUGCAGCGGUGGCAGGACGAUAAGCGGGAUGAGAUGCGGAUACGGUUGCGGAGAGCAGGGGUGGAUUCGGGGUUUGAGGAGGAUGAUGAUGAGGAUUUUGAUGAGCCGGACGAGGUGGAUAUGGAUGCGGAGAAUCUGGAUAAUCCCCUGAAUGACCCGCGAGUGAAUCGAACGACUGUCUGAAGAACAUCAAAAUGGACUCUUUUACCUUACAAUUGAUUCGUCUAUACAUACGGUUGAGUUUACCGGUCCAUUGGAUCCGUCAUGCCAAAACCCGUAGUCUAUGUGGCGUCUAAUGCAUCCUGGACGAUUUGAUAUUGGAUGGAUCAGUAUCGAUGUGGCCAUGUGGGUGGGC
Messenger RNA from Eremomyces bilateralis CBS 781.70, 1177 nucleotides. RefSeq lists its product as uncharacterized. Gene Ontology annotation, molecular function: protein kinase regulator activity. The transcript has 3 exons. The coding region runs from base 220 to 1005 and encodes 261 amino acids. Gene Ontology annotation, cellular component: protein kinase CK2 complex; cytoplasm. The record is from RefSeq and is a predicted model, not a curated record. NCBI's taxonomy places the organism in Eukaryota, Fungi, Ascomycota, Dothideomycetes, Eremomycetales, Eremomycetaceae.